AUGCAUGAUUCCUCCGAUGCCUAUGACUUCCCUGACCGCGACGUUGUCUUUCAUAGCACGGUCAUGUACCUGAGGAGAGACACAAAAGACAAAAACUACCCAACGAAUACCACUGAGACUCCGAAGAUUGACAUUCUUCCGGCGUCUAACAGGCAAUCGCCCCCAGUAGCCGAUGACGAUACGGAUUCGAUUUCUGACCUGAGUCAUGCUACCAGCACCACUUCUCUCCGUGAAAGUAUCUUCGAGUACCGCAAACGCUAUGGUCGAACUUACCACCAUGAGUAUGGCGAGGCUCAGUCUUGGAUCCCAAAUGACGAUAAGCACCGGGAGGGUAUGGAACUCUUGCAUUAUGCUACCAUUGUACUACAGGGCGAUAAACUCUUUUAUAGCCCGCUGGAUAAAGAUUCAGUCAAGAAAGUUCUCGAUGUUGGCACUGGAACAGGUCACUGGGCAAUAUAUUACACCAAUUCAACCACUUUGGACCCCCCCAACCUUACGUUCGAGCUCGAUGAUGCAAACCAAGACUGGGCCUGGCCAGAAAAUACGUUUGAUUUUAUUUAUGUUCGGUUCUUGAAUGGAUGCAUUCGCGAUUGGGACAAGUUCUAUCGCGAGGCCUUCCGUUGCCUCAAGCCCGAUGGAUGGUUUGAGCACCAUAAGGUUGGUAUUGGCUGGACCUGCGAGAAGGGCGGAAUAACACCGGACAGCCCAAUCGGUCAGUUUGUACAAGCCUUCUCGAUAGCAGGAGAAAAAAUAGGUCAGACCUUCCGCGUAGUUGAGGACGGACUACAAACAAAAGGCAUGAAGGCAGCCGGGUUUGUCGACCUGGAAGAGAAAAUCCUCAGGUGUCCUCUGGGUAGCUGGCCCACAGAUCCACAGCUAAAGCAAGUUGGUCUCAUGAUGAAUGAGGUUUUGCUUGGGGACCUUGAAGCGACAUGGGCCCUCGGCUCUAACCGAAUGAUGGACCCGUCGAGCCCCCAGGGAUCUGCGUCCCACCCGCCAUACCCCAGAGACAGAGACCAGGGGCAGAAGAUCAUCAACUUCAGCAGCCCACAACGUGUUCGCUUCGCACCACAACCAUCAUCUCCUAACUCCAGCAGUGGACGACCCAGCUCAAGGCGAGGCAAAGCUUCACCUUUGCCGCCACCGCCAGGACCCUCAAUAUAUUGGGACGACCGGAACAAUGAUACGACUGAAAACCUAGAUCACUACACAUUCUACCGGGAGGGGACACCUCCGCCCGAGGCAGAAGCUCAGGAUAAAGAAUCAUCGCAGCAAAGAGGGGCUGUAAACCCGGUAGCUGAAGGCUCGGCAGCGGGAGGGGGCAACGCGAGCGAUCGCGAGUAUGGACAGCCUGAGCAGAGUGAGCUUGGCGCUUGGAGCGUAGCCGAUAGCAAUGUCACCAACCCGGCAAAGAGCAGACGGUUGCUAUGGAUCAUUGUUGCUCUCGGCGUGCUGCUUCUUGUUGGAGUUGCUGUUGGAGUUGGGGUCGGAUUGGGUAUUGGACUGAAGAAGACGAGUGAAUCCGGAGACUCUAAGUCAAGCACAUCACUGGAGCCCAUAGUAGCUGACAACUCAACCACGGCCACGUUAACCAUAUCAACAGUUUUAGCAAUACUUCCUCCUUCCACCUCAAACCCCUCCAGCACAACUUCUUUCGAAACCACCCAAACUGUCGACGUGACCGCGGGCUUCACUUCAUCGAAGCCACGACCAAAGUACAACUCCGACUGUCCUGCCCUCAACAACACGGUCUACCACGUUCCUGGAUCAACCCGAAGCUUCUUGCGCAUCUGUGGCAUCGACUACGGUAGCGAGGAUGGCAACGCCAUCGAUCUAGGCAAUGUUUAUACGGCCAGCAUGGCUGACUGCAUGCACACGUGUGCCUCGUUCGAUCAGUGCACUGGCUGCUCGUGGGGUUAUAUCGAGGGCGACGACGUGGGGGGCGAGCACCGGUGCUUUAUGAAGAAGAAUUUGAAGAAGCCUCAUGUUGCCCAUCCUGACUGGUGUUUUGCCAUCCUAAGGGAGUGA
Molecule: messenger RNA, 2028 nt
Organism: Thermochaetoides thermophila DSM 1495
Lineage: Eukaryota; Fungi; Ascomycota; Sordariomycetes; Sordariales; Chaetomiaceae
Exons: 7
Coding region: 1-2028 (675 amino acids)
Molecular function (GO): methyltransferase activity
Source: RefSeq, a predicted model, not a curated record